Messenger RNA from Rhizoctonia solani, 351 nucleotides. RefSeq lists its product as uncharacterized. The transcript has a single exon. Bases 1 to 351 code for a protein of 116 amino acids. The record is from RefSeq and is a predicted model, not a curated record. Lineage: Eukaryota; Fungi; Basidiomycota; Agaricomycetes; Cantharellales; Ceratobasidiaceae.
AUGGUAUUGCCGGACUUUGAAACGGAGGUUGAGGCUUGCUGCUGGAUGUUAGGAGGAGGGCGUGCCAGAGAAGUAGCCGGUGCUGGCGUUGACAAGCCCAAGGCGGCCUCUAAGUCCCAGAAAGGUGAACGGCAAAAAGCUUGGGGAUCCUUGUCAGCAAACACUUGUGGGCCAGGGUUGGCCACAUCACUUGGAGCCUCUGAGGGCACUCAAACUGGUUCCAUUUUGUUGCGGUUGUCCCUGGCAACCUCUCCAGCGCUGGGGCAAGUGUCAUCCUUGUCUCCUCCAUCAGACUUGUCCUUGCUAAGCUCCUCAGGUGGUGGAUCCAACUUGUCCCCCUGUGUGUCCUAG